This is a messenger RNA of Lonchura striata (white-rumped munia), 610 nucleotides long. Lineage: Eukaryota; Metazoa; Chordata; Aves; Passeriformes; Estrildidae. The record is from RefSeq and is a predicted model, not a curated record.
AUGGAAGAGCUGGUGGACUGUGGACUGGUAAAAGCCAUUGGAUUCCCCAACUUCAACCAUAAGCAGGUUGAAGGAAUCUUGAACAAGCCAGGACUGAAGCAUUAGCCUGCAAAUGUCCAGAUUGAAUCUCAUCCAUACCUCACCCAGGAGAAGCUGAUUAAGUAUUGUCAGUCCAAAGGGCUGGCUAUGACUGCAUACUGUCCCCUUGGCUCUCCUGACAGACCAUGGGCUAAGCCUGGGAAUCCUUCCCUUCUGGAUGAUCCCAGGAUCAAAGAGAUUGCAGCCAAGCACAAAAAAAAAACCUUGCAGGUUCUCCUUCGCUUCCAGAUCCAGAGAAAUGUGAUUGCGAUUCCCAAAUCUGUCACCCCACAGCGCAUUGUCGAGAGCUUCCAGGUGUUUGACUUUGAACUGACUGAAGAGGAGAUAACAACUAUUCUGCCCUUCAACAGAAACUGGAAGAUCUGUGAAAUGAACAUGUAAGUGAUGCUGCUUGUUUUCUUCUAAAUCUUAAAUUCUGAAUAUUCUUUACAAGGAAUUUUGUAUCACAGCUUCUAGGUAACAUGAAAUUCAAUUUUUUUAAAAAUCACGCCAACUCAAACUCCAACUGGUU